AUGGCGCACGUCAACUCGGCACGCCCGGGGGCCGCCCCCUCGCCGAGCAGGCAGGGCCACGUGGACGCGGACUGGGAGCGCAUCGAGAAGGAGGAGACCACCCUGGCCUCCAACUGCGUGAGGCAGAGCGGCGUGCUCGUGGCCCUCGUCGUGGUGAUUGGGGCCGUGCUCCUGCCGCUCUUCGCCUCGAAGGGCUGCCGCGCAGCGCUGGCCGCGGCAGACUGCUGGGUGUGGAGCCUCUCGGCCGUGCUCGCCCUCGGCUACUUCUGGCUGCGCUCCCCGCCGGAGGAAGCCUCCUCGGGCCCGUACCUCCCCCUGGAGCUGGACCUGACGCCGCGGGUGCGGCACCUGAGCCUGCAGGGAAAGGGCGUGCCUGCCCGCGACGCGGACAGCGGCACGGCGGCCUUCAUGGGCUGCCAGCGCCUGACCCUGGAGGAGGACGGCUCCCCGAGCUUUCAGGGCAGCGCCGCCAGCCCGCAGCUCGGCGCCUUCCAGCAGUCGCCGCUGCACGCGAGGUCGCCCUUCUUCUCGCAGGCCGCGCAUCCCUUCGGCCUGCCCUCGCCGUCGAGGAGCCUGUCCUUCCCGACGGAGUCGCCCAGCCGCCGCUGCAAGAUUUGCGAGUCAAGUGGCAGCGAUGACCCACACCCGAUGUUGCCAGACAUUUUCCGCCCUGCCUACGCGCUCCUUGCUCUCGCCGCUGCGGCGGAUGGCAGUGCCUUCUCGGGCAUCCCCGGCGGUCCUGCAGGCAAGGCCGUGAGACGUGACGCUGCUGCUGCGACGGUGGCCGCGGAGGUGCUGGGGACGGCAGGUGCCAUGACCGCAGCUCUGGCCGAAGAGAGCGCACUGCUGGCCAGGACAACGACGCCAACUCCGAAGCGGACUAGGAUGGCGACUCCGUCCCCGAAAGCGCGGCUGCUCCACAUGCGGGGCGACGCGACUUGCGCGGACACUUCGGAGGAAACAAUUGGGUCGAAUGGUGGCGGUUGCGACUGGUGGACGGAUUAUGUUCAGUAUUGUAGUUAUUCUUUCUUGUACGACGACACCGACUUCACAGUUGCAGAGAUGUGCUGCGCAUGCGGGGGCGGCGAGGCGACUUGCGCGGACACUUGGGAGGAAGCAAUGGGGUCGAAUGGUGGCGGUUGCGACUGGUGGACGGACUAUGCUCAGUAUUGUAGUUAUUCUUUCUUGUACGACGACACCGACUUCACAGUUGCAGAGAUGUGCUGCGCAUGCGGGGGCGGCGAGGUGGUGACGACGAGCGCCGCGGAGACGACAGUUACCUUUACUACCUUUACUGCAGCUCCGUUCAUGCCGACUCCCGUGCCGACCCCCAUCAACACCACAAUGCCAACUCCCGUGCCGACUCCCAACAACACCACAAUGCCGACUCCUUUGCCGACUCCCAUCAGCAACACCACAAUGCCAACUCCCGUGCCGACUCCCAUCAACACAACGAUGCCGACUCCAGUGCCGACUCACACCAGCAGCACCCCAAUGCCGACUCCCGUGCCGACUCCCAUCAACACAACGAUGCCGACUCCAGUGCCGACUCACACCAGCAGCACCACAAUGCCGACUCCCGUGCCGACUCCCAUCAACACAACAAUGCCGACUCCAGUGCCGACUCUCACCAGCAGCACCACAAUGCCGACUCCCGUGCCGACUCCCAUCAACACAACGAUGCCGACCCCCGUGCCGACUCUCACCAGCAGCACCACAAUGCCGACUCCCGUGCCGACUCGCAUGCCGGUUGCCGUUCCGACUCCCGUGCCGACUCGCAUGCCGACUCCCGUGCCGACUCCCAUGCCUACGCCGUCUACCGUGCAACUGUUCUACAUUCGGGGCGACGUCUCCCUGCAGAGCGAGGGGACGUAUGCCCAGGUGAGGAGCGCUCUGCAGUCUGCCAUCGCCGAGGCCCUGGACAUCUCUGAGACUGACCUCGCGGUGGCGGCUGCGCUCGUCAGCGGCCGGCGACUGGCCGCAUGGGCGGCCGAGUGGCAGUCCGUGGCCGAAGGUGCAGAGGCUGCGAGCAACUUGCUGGCGUCUGCCUCCAGCCUGAGCGCCGACCCGAGCACCCUGGCGGAGAGCCUGGAGGCGUCCUUCACGGCAGCAGGCUUGGCUUUCGACGGCGCGUCCCUCUCCGUCGGUGAGCCCAGCAUGGAGACCGGUUCGCAUCUGGCCCCCUAA
Messenger RNA from Prorocentrum cordatum, 2187 nucleotides. NCBI's taxonomy places the organism in Eukaryota, Dinophyceae, Prorocentrales, Prorocentraceae. The record is from the annotation of a GenBank genome assembly.